AUAAACAUCAAAUAAAUGAAUGCAAUUAAUGUAGGCUUAAUGGGUGGCUGCAACAAGCAGACUUGAGGUAUGCUUAACAGAGAAGGUUCCCAUUAGCCUUGAUGGUUCAUUUCCAGCAUUCAGCACUCCCAGACCCUCUUUUCACAUCGGGCUGGAUGACUCAGAAAAACAUCGGAAUGCCAGGCAGCAGCCUGGCGUUUUCUGACUUUGCUUUGGUUGGUUCUUUUGCUUUUUGUACAAAAGACUGGUAGUGUGGAAAUAACUCCCAAGCCGGUGGCCUGUUCUAGAAGGAAUGGUCCCAAACAGCCCUCUCUUCCCUUCAUUUAGGUGUCCACUGUCCCUGCUUGUCCAUGUCUGGCUUCACUAGCAAGGAUUCCCUACACCUUCUGUGCUGCCUUCAUCUCCCCUGGAGCUGUGUGGCUCCCUUUUGGCCAGGAGUUGAUUUCCUAAUUUCAAAUAUUGGCUGUAGCACCCAGGUAGGGGGCUGUGGCAGACAAAACACCUUGAAAGAUACAGGUCAGUGCCCAGCCUGCCUGGUCACCCAGACUUAACCCUACUCUGAUCCUUCAAGUUGUGCGUGUCCCCUGGGUGAGGUACCGAGGGGAAGGCAGAGGGUAGAGGAGUGGGGGGCACUCCGGGACCCCCGGCCCCUCACCAGCCUCAGCAACUUCUCCCACUUCUUAGGGGGAGGAGAAAUCCAGCCCUCAAGGGAGCAGGUGAUGCUCCGCUCCAGCCCCAUCCCAAUGGGCUUGCCAAUGCUGCGGGGAGGGACACUUGGCUGUGAAGAGUUAACAGAGGGAUUCAGGGUGCUCCAAGCAUGGGUCUUGUGUGCACCUCACAGCUGCAGCAGCCAAUCCCGGGCAACAGAACCAUGAACUAGAUGUAGCAUGGUGUAAAAGCAAAGUAAAGAAAAUAGGGUGUAAACUGUCACGGUGUACUGGAAGACAGGAGAGGUGCUUUUCUGGGCUGCGAUUGCUGUGCUACUUAGCAUCAUGCAUUUAAAAAGGUGUUGAGGGAAAGCUAAGAGAAUGAAGGCUCUAAGUCCCCAGUGGAAGCAUGAUAUGGCGAUGCAGUGCUGGUGCUGAAUUGUUCUCUCUGAUGGCUCUAUGGGAGUGGAUAGCACUGAGUCUUCAUUGCUGGGUUUUAGCAGUUGCUGCUGUUUCGGAUCAGCAUGCCACAAGCCCCUUCGACUGGCUCCUCUCUGAUAAGGGACCCUUUCAUCGCUCACAGGAAUACACAGAUUUUGUGGACAGAAGUCGACAGGGAUUUAGCACAAGAUACAAGAUUUACAGAGAGUUCGGCCGCUGGAAAGUAAACAAUCUUGCUGUUGAAAGAAGAAAUUUCCUUGGCUCCCCACUGCCACUUGCCCCUGAAUUCUUCCGUAACAUAAGGCUACUCGGACGCCGCCCGAGCCUUCAACAGAUCACAGAAAACCUUAUCAAGAAAUAUGGGACACAUUUCCUACUAUCAGCUACCUUGGGAGGAGAGGAGUCGCUCACGAUUUUUGUGGACAAACGGAAGCUGAGCAAGAGAUCAGACGGAAGCGAUCCCAGCACAAACAGCUCCACCGUCACACUGGAGACCCUGCACCAGCUGGCAGCCUCGUACUUCAUCGACAGGGACAGCACCCUGCGCCGGCUCCACCACAUCCAGAUCGCCUCCACUGCCAUCAAGGUAACAGAAACGCGGACUGGUCCUCUUGGCUGCAGUAACUAUGACAACCUAGAUUCUGUCAGCUCUGUUCUGGUUCAAAGUCCUGAAAAUAAGAUUCAGUUGCAAGGUCUUCAGGUCAUACUGCCUGAGUAUCUGCAAGAACAUUUUGUCCAGGCAGCUCUGAGCUAUAUUGCCUGUAAUUCAGAAGGGGAGUUCAUCUGUAAGGACAAUGACUGCUGGUGUCAGUGUGGUCCCAAGUUCCCAGAGUGCAACUGUCCCUACAUGGACAUUCAAGCCAUGGAAGAGAAUCUGAUCCGCAUAAGUGAGACCUGGAAUGCAUACAACAGUGAAUUUGAAGAAUCAGAUGAAUUCAAAUUAUUUAUGAAAAGGCUGCCCAUGAAUUAUUUCCUGAACACAUCUACUGUAAUGCAUUUGUGGACAAUGGAUUCUAAUUUUCAGCGUCGCUAUGAGCAACUAGAAAACAGCAUGAAGCAACUCUUCCUCAAGGCACAGAAAACUGUUCACAAGCUCUUUGGUCUCAGUAAGAGAUGCCAUAAACAGCCACUGAUCCGCAUGCCAAGGCAAAGAUCUUCCAACUAUUGGCUCAACCGCAUCCAGUCCUUUCUCUACUGCAACGAAAACGGCCUCCUGGGAAGCUUUUCCGAAGAGACUCACACGUGCACCUGCCCUAACGACCAGGUCGCCUGCCACGGGUUCCUCCCCUGCACGGUUGGGGACGGCUCCGCGUGCCUGAGCUGCGCUCCUGACAAUCGCACCCGCUGCGGGAGCUGCAACGUCGGCUACAUGCUGAGCCAAGGGCUUUGCAAGCCCGAGGUGGCCGAAUCGACAGAGCACUACAUUGGGUUCGAGACUGACCUUCAGGAUAUGGAAAUGAAGUAUUUAUUGCAGAAGACAGACCGGAGGAUUGAGGUCCAUGCCAUUUUCAUCAGCAAUGACAUGCGCCUCAACAGCUGGUUUGAUCCUUCUUGGCGCAAGCGAAUGCUCCUUACUCUUAAGAGUAACAAGUACAAGUCCAGCCUGGUCCAUAUGAUACUGGGCCUCUCUCUUCAAAUUUGCCUAACUAAAAACAGCACCUUAGAGCCCGUUCUUGCUGUUUAUGUUAACCCUUUUGGGGGCAGCCACUCUGAGAGCUGGUUUAUGCCUGUGAAUGAAAAUAAUUUCCCAGACUGGGAGCGGACUAAACUGGACUUGCCCCUUCAGUGUUAUAACUGGACGCUGACUCUGGGCAACAAGUGGAAGACAUUUUUUGAAACUGUACACAUUUAUUUGAGGAGUCGAAUAAAGUCAAAUGGUCCAAAUGGCAAUGAGAGCAUCUACUACGAACCCCUGGAAUUUAUUGAUCCCUCAAGAAAUCUGGGCUACAUGAAAAUCAACAACAUUCAAGUGUUUGGCUACAGCAUGCACUUUGACCCAGAAGCAAUUCGGGACUUGAUUUUGCAGCUGGACUACCCCUAUACUCAGGGAUCACAGGAUUCAGCACUUUUGCAGUUGUUAGAGAUACGGGAUCGUGUAAAUAAACUCUCUCCACCUGGUCAACGUCGUCUAGACCUCUUCUCUUGCUUGCUCCGUCAUAGACUCAAACUGUCUACCAGUGAAGUGGUGAGGAUCCAAUCUGCUUUGCAGGCCUUUAAUGCCAAAUUGCCAAACACAGUGGAUUAUGACACAACCAAAUUAUGUAGUUAACCAUAAAUGUGAAGCACAACACAAAACCUUGAAGGAGUUUUUACAGUGCUUUUGUGGAACAGUUUAUGUUUGGAAGAGUAAAUUUAAAUUGUCUUUUCAAUAUCUGUCUUAUAUCAGUCAAUACUGUUGGAUGGCAAUUUACACACAUGAACUUGCUGACAAUGAAUAUAUUAUACCUGCAGUUUUGGUUUAUGAAUGAAAUAAAUACUGACACCAGUCUAGAAGACAUUGUACUUUUUACAAUAAAUUUCAUUUGUAAUUUUAUAUGUUCCGUGGCAAUGCUUUUGUGCAUUACAUCCUCUAGAGGGAACAUAGAAGGAUACCAAUAAAAUUUUGUAGCAGAACAGUUAUUAAAAAGAAA
This is a messenger RNA of Columba livia (rock pigeon), 3718 nucleotides long. It is a transcript of the gene BRINP3, whose product is annotated as BMP/retinoic acid inducible neural specific 3. The record is from RefSeq and is a predicted model, not a curated record. Lineage: Eukaryota; Metazoa; Chordata; Aves; Columbiformes; Columbidae. Gene Ontology annotation, biological process: nervous system development; negative regulation of mitotic cell cycle; cellular response to retinoic acid. Bases 1057 to 3357 code for a protein of 766 amino acids. Gene Ontology annotation, cellular component: cytoplasm; dendrite; neuronal cell body. The transcript has 8 exons.